This is a messenger RNA of Manacus vitellinus (golden-collared manakin), 753 nucleotides long. It is a transcript of the gene DNAJC27, whose product is annotated as DnaJ heat shock protein family (Hsp40) member C27. The record is from RefSeq and is a predicted model, not a curated record. Lineage: Eukaryota; Metazoa; Chordata; Aves; Passeriformes; Pipridae. Gene Ontology annotation, biological process: cellular response to misfolded protein. Gene Ontology annotation, cellular component: endoplasmic reticulum membrane. The transcript has 4 exons. The annotation marks the transcript as partial. Gene Ontology annotation, molecular function: GTP binding; Hsp70 protein binding; GTPase activity.
UCAUUCCCGCAGGUCCGGAACGAGUUCUACAAGGACACCCAGGGCGUCCUCCUGGUCUACGACGUGGGAUCCAAGGAAUCCUUCGACUCCCUGGAUUCCUGGCUGGCCGAGAUGAAGCAGGAGCUGGGACCCCACGGGAACAUGGAAAACGUCGUCUUCGUCGUCUGCGCCAACAAGGUGGACUCGGGGAAGCUGCGGAGCGUGGACGAGAGCGAGGGCCGGCUCUGGGCCGAGAGCCGCGGGUUCCUCUACUUCGAGACCUCGGCACAGACCGGAGAGGGCAUCUCCGAGAUGUUCCAGACUUUCUACUCGGCCAUCGUCGACCUGUGCGACAACGGCGGGAAGCGCCCGAAUUCCGGCGCCGGCAUCGGCUUCACCCGGGAACAGGCGGAUGCCAUCCGGAGGAUCCGGAACAGCAAGGACAGCUGGGACAUGCUGGGAGUCAAACCCGGAGCCACCAGGGAUGAGGUGAACAAGGCGUACCGGAAGCUGGCCGUGCUCCUGCAUCCCGACAAAUGCGUGGCUCCCGGCAGCGAGGACGCCUUCAAGGCCGUGGUGAACGCCCGGACCGCGCUCCUCAAGAACCUCAAGUAGGGGGAAGAAAAAAAAACUGGGAAAAAACAUUCCAAUAUUCCCGCCCGGACCGCGCUCCUCAAGAACCUCUAGUAGGGAGAAGGAAGAAAAAAAAAAACCGGGAAAACAUUCCCACCUUUUUCUCCCGGUGGGAGGGGAGGGAAUGCCGCUGCCUCCUCU